AUGGCGCAGCAAGAAAAUCAACUGGACAGCGAAAUAUUCUGCUGUUCGAUCUGUGUAGAUCUACUGAAGGAUCCGGUGACUACAGUCUGUGGACACAGCUACUGUAGGAGCUGUAUUAACACCCACUGGGACAACGAGGAGGAGAGAGGAAGCUACAGCUGCCCUCAGUGUAGACAGACCUUCACACCGAGGCCUGUCCUGGGGAAAACCACCAUGUUAGAUGAUUCACUGGAUGAGCCAGAGAAGACUGGACUCCAAGCUGCUCCUGCUGAUCACUGCAAUGCUGGACCUGAAGAUGUGGCCUGUGACGUCAUCCCUGUGAGAAAACUGAAAACUCUCAAGUCCUGUUUGGCUUCUUAUAGUUAUUCUGAUAAACACUUUGAGCGUCAACGUCAGUCAGCUCCACUGAAGAAGCUCAAGCUGGUGGAGCCCUCGAAGAAGCUCCAGGAGAACAUUUGCUCUCGUCACAACGAGCUGAUGUCAAUGUUCUGCCGCACUGAUCAGCAGUCUAUCUGUUAUCUCUGCUCUCUGGAUGAACAUAAAGGCCACGACACAGUUACAGCUGCAGCAGAAAGGGCUGAAAGGCAGAGAGAGCUCGGGCUGAGGAGACAAACAAUCGAGGAGACACUCCAGGACACAGAGAAAGAUGUGAAGCUACUUCAACAGGAGGAGGAGACCAUCAAUGGCUCUGCUGAUAAAUUAGUGGAGGACAGUGAGGAAAUCUUAACUAACGUGACAGCAGCUGUGUCACAGGUCAGUGGUCGAGUACAGGACAUUCUGAGUGAGACAGGGACAGAGUCCAACACUGAGGCAACAGCUCCUGCCCCUUCUACUACAACUGGUCAAGACCUCUCCAGCGUUGGCUCCGAAGAUGAUAGUGGCUCCUCAUUUGCUCACGUUGCCCAAAAGACAGAAGGUUAUGCAUUUGGAUCUACAGACUCCAACUUCUUGUGGCCAAAUGCAGUGUCUGGGUGUGCAGUGCCCUCAGCACCAAAGAGGACUGGAGAAGAGGAGACUGGUGAUGAAGAGUCGUCAAACAAUGUGGACCUUCGUUUUGAACCACUAGUGUCUCUACCAGAGGUGGAGACAACGUCUGGAGAGGAGGACGAGGAAAUUCUGUUUAAGGAGCGUGCCAAGCUGUACCGAUGGGACCGGGACCUCAGUCAGUGGAUAGAGAGCGGAGUAGGUGACCUCAAAAUCCUCUUCCACCCGUCCAAACAUUUCUCCCGAAUCCUGAUGCGAGAGCAAGUUCUGAGGGUUUGUGUAAACCACAACAUCAAGAAGGCAAUGGAGCUCAAUACUAUGACCGCCUCAGAUAACUCGCUGUUAUGGACUGCUACCGACUACUCAGAUGGCGAUGGUGAAGUCGAGCAGGAACUGGCAGUCAAGUUCGAAACGGCUAAUAUAACUGAAUCAUUCAAAGAGACAUUCUGCAAGUGUCAGAACCGAGAAGGCCAGAGCGGCGGCGGGGACUCGGCUGUCUUGUCACCACAGAUGUCUAGAAUUCAAGACCACUCUAGAGACAGUAACCCGCAGGUGUUCCUCACAGUCUCAGCCAACGACCAAACACUGGGCACCAUCACCAUAGAGCUUUUCUCCCAUAUUGUGCCCAAGACGGCAGAGAACUUCAAGGUUCUCUGUACCGGGGAGAAAGGCUUCGGACUGCAGAACUCCGUCUUCCACAGAGUAAUACCGGACUUCAUGUGUCAGGGUGGUGACUUCACAAAAGGGGACGGCACAGGAGGCAGGUCCAUCUACGGCGGCAUGUUUGAGGAUGAGAACUUCGUCGUUCGGCAUACGUGCCCAGGAAUCCUGUCAAUGGCCAACUGUGGGCGCGACACCAACCACUCCCAGUUCUUCAUCACGCUGAACAAAGCCGAACACCUGGACUUCAAACACGUGGUUUUUGGUUGGGUGCGGCACGGCAUGGACGUGGUGCAGCAGAUGGGGGAGCUGGGCACGAUGCAAGGCGUGCCCACAAAGAAGCUGGUCAUCACAGGCUGUGGACAGCUGUAG
Limanda limanda (common dab) is the source of this 2016-nucleotide messenger RNA. Its product is annotated as E3 SUMO-protein ligase RanBP2-like. Gene Ontology annotation, molecular function: peptidyl-prolyl cis-trans isomerase activity; zinc ion binding. The coding region runs from base 1 to 2016 and encodes 671 amino acids. The transcript is spliced from 6 exons. Gene Ontology annotation, cellular component: intracellular membrane-bounded organelle. The record is from RefSeq and is a predicted model, not a curated record. Lineage: Eukaryota; Metazoa; Chordata; Actinopteri; Pleuronectiformes; Pleuronectidae. Gene Ontology annotation, biological process: protein peptidyl-prolyl isomerization; intracellular transport.